Molecule: messenger RNA, 2496 nt
Organism: Pogona vitticeps (central bearded dragon)
Lineage: Eukaryota; Metazoa; Chordata; Lepidosauria; Squamata; Agamidae
Source: RefSeq, a predicted model, not a curated record
CUUUGCUGCUGCUGGGCACGAAAAGGAAGGAGAGAGGCGCCCACUUUCCUCAAACUUAAGGAAACUUGAGAAGCGGAUGAUUCCGGAUGUCUGGCCACUGAGGGGCCACAUGAACAAGGAGAACGGGGCGCCUCUACCUUGACAGGAAAGCGACACACCGGCAGGGACGUUCCCCUCCCCGCCGCUCCUCAAAGCCCACCCUCGCUGUUCCUCUUUCCCGAAAGGAAACGGACUCUUAGGGCCUGGGAGGAGAAGCCCUCCUUACCGCAGCAGCCGCGGUGCACUCUUGCCUUGCCCGGGUGGAUUCAAAGCCCCCCCCCCCGGCGGCACCACGUUUUGGGAUUCCUUGUAUUUGCAGGAGACGUGUGUGUGUUGGUCAAAGUACCCUAUAAUCUAGAAUAAUACUGGCUUCCUUGAACGCAGGAUCUCUCUGAACGUGCUGUCCUUAGCCACUUUUGAGCCAUAAUUCAAAUAAGAUCUGAGAAAUUUAUAGUGUGUAUUGAGAUGGCGUCAACGCUUGUAACACAUUCUCCAUGUUUCGGAAAAGAUCCUAGUAGUGUGUGGAAAGAUGACAAACCAAACAGCCCUUUCAGAAGUUUGGAUUCUGAAAUCUGUCUUUAUAGAGAUAUAGAGUGCAUCGAAAAAGAAAAGGUUAGAGCAGUUCAACAGAAUCUGAAGGUAUAUGAAAAGAGUACAAUUUCGUCAAGAGCCAGAGCUCGAAAGACCUUCAGAAAACUGGAAGAAGCCGUUGAAAGAGAGACAGAAGGCGAUAUAGAAAAAGAUGUUGCUGCUCUGAAUUGGGCUCUUACUUUUGCUAAGUGUUGUCAAACUGAUACACAGUCUAUAACGGAUUACAUCAGUGAACAAAAGGAACUCUUUUUACUUGAGUAUGCAGUUAAAAUAAAGCAACAUACCAUAUCCCAGAUGGAGAAGAUGGCAGCAGAAGAAGAGAGGAGGGUCAAACUCGCUGAAACAAAACUGGAAGACGAUACCCUUGCAUUUGAGGAAUUUCUCAAGGAAAAUGAUAAAAGUUCUGUAGAUGCCUUUAAACUGGCAACUCAGGAAGCAAAAUCUAAACUGGAAGUGAUGGCAGAAGUGAGGUCAGCAAUGAAUGAAGUGUUUUCUCUUAAAAGUGAAAUUGCAAACACUGAAGAUCUUUUGAGGCUGUAUUUAUCGUAUGAAUCUUUUUUGCUGAGUAUUUCUCCUAAAGAGUGGCAAGAACAGCAAAAAGCAAAAAAGAAGAAAGGAAAGAAGGAGAGGAAAAGAGGCCUUUCAAAAUCUUUUAUUACUAUUCCUGCUCCUGAUAAAACCAAGCUAAUGUCAAGCUCUUUCAUAUUACACCACAGAAUACACAAAUGGGCACACACUAAAGGGCCACCACCUGGUAAAGGGCAGCCACCUGGAAAGAAGGUGUUUACUGGGAGGUCAGCCUCAGUCAUGCUCCCUCAGCAUGAGGAGAAGAAGAAGAAAAGCCCCCAUAGCCAAGGAGGCGAAUACCGGUUUUUCAGAAAGAUGUCAGGAGCACUCAGCCGCAGAUCAUCCUCGCAGGAGAAAAGACAAUCAUUAGAAAGCUAUCAGAGUGAAAGAAGCAUGUCUCUAUCUUCAGAAGAAGACUUUUCCUUGGAUGAUAUACAGAGUGAUGAGGAACCAGAGAUAUAUUUCAAAAAUCCUGAAGAGCUACUUCAGAUGUACAGACAUCUUGAGGAACAAAAUCUUUCACUAUUUCAAAACAUUCAAGAAAUCAGUGGAACACUAGAAAGCAGACAGCAGAAAGAAAAAGCAAUUAAACAGGAAAUGGAACAAAGAAUAAAGAGCCUGGUUGAUGAAAAGGAAGCCCUAAAAGCAGCUUCUAUCAAAGAAGAAGCAAAAAGUGAAGAAUUGGCAUUAAAAAUAAAAUUAUUUUCAUCAGGAGAGGAUAACCAAGCAUCCAAGGGUAAAAUGCUGGAUUUACUUAAAAAAGUAGCAGAAGUAUACAGAGUUUGCAGUGGAGCAAAUGAGGUGUCCAGCCUCACUGCAUUUCAGAUGCUGAAAAUCAUAGAAAUUCGGGUCUCUGAGCUAUGUGAGAUGUUGGAUGUGCUUCCAAAAGAAUACCUUGAAGUUGUUGAAGCCAACGAAAAACUCAGAGCAAAAGAAAGACGGCAGAGAGUCCGUGAAGACAAACUGAAAGAACUGAAAAGAACCCAGGAGGAACGCCUGAAGAAUGCUCUUGAAAGAGCAAUUGCAGCACCAAAGACAAGGGUGGGAAGAAAACUGGUGUACCGGUCACAGCCUCCAAAGACUGGCCAAGGAGAGGAAAAAAUUAUAGAUUUAACUACAAAAAGUGAAGAUGACUACUAUUUUACUUGAAUUUUGUUUAAAUUAUUUUUUGAACAGUUCUGAUAGUGUCCACAUAUUUUGCACCCCCAUUUCUAUAAUUUCAGGAAAUGUAAAUUGAAGAAACUAUAAUUCAGAAUAUCUAGAAUGUAUCAGGGUGCUCGUCCAGGCUUGGUUCUACCU